AUGAAGACUACGCUCAUCAUCGCCUCUAUCUUGGCCACGGCCUUUGGCGCGCCCGCUCUUUCACCAGCUACCCGCCGCCAGGCUGAUGACAAUCUCCAAUCUUUCACUGGCGCACUUGGAGGCAUCGAAGCAACACCAGUCACUGACUCUGGCAACGCCGCACGUCCAUUUCAGGUGAAGGGUGACGCUUUUGUCAACAUUGGUGCUGCUCUUGCCCGAAGCUGCGAUCAGCAAUUCAAUGCUUGUGCCAACGCUGCGAACGGUGGAGAUGCCACUCUAAGUGUAUCCGCCUGUUCCACUCAGCAGAAUCAAUGUACAGCUAGCGCACAGGGAAGUGCAGUGCCUGCUCAAGGCAAUGCGAAUGCUAACUCAGGAAGUGCUGGGAAUGCCAAUGCUAGCAAUGGUGAUUCCAAUAGAAAUGCAGCUUCUUGUAAGAAGAAGCAGAAGACGAAGGACAAUGCCAAAAUCGGUAAUGCCAAUGAAAAACAAGAAACAAUGUAA
Plenodomus lingam JN3 is the source of this 501-nucleotide messenger RNA. RefSeq lists its product as uncharacterized. Lineage: Eukaryota; Fungi; Ascomycota; Dothideomycetes; Pleosporales; Leptosphaeriaceae. The record is from RefSeq and is a predicted model, not a curated record.